Uncinocarpus reesii 1704 is the source of this 1332-nucleotide messenger RNA. RefSeq lists its product as uncharacterized. The record is from RefSeq and is a predicted model, not a curated record. Gene Ontology annotation, molecular function: hydrolase activity, hydrolyzing O-glycosyl compounds; glycosyltransferase activity; chitin binding. NCBI's taxonomy places the organism in Eukaryota, Fungi, Ascomycota, Eurotiomycetes, Onygenales, Onygenaceae. Gene Ontology annotation, cellular component: fungal-type cell wall. The transcript has 3 exons. Gene Ontology annotation, biological process: carbohydrate metabolic process; fungal-type cell wall organization. Bases 1 to 1332 code for a protein of 443 amino acids.
AUGACUCGCCUCGGCGCCUUCGCUGCUUUGGCCUUGGCCUUUUCGUCGCAAGUUUUCGUAGCUGCCGCGCCCCAAAAAUGCAGCCCAAGCAAGAAAUGCCCUUCAAGCGCUCCGUGCUGCUCUCAAUACGGAGACUGCGGUUCUGGAGCCUACUGCCUUGGUGGAUGUGAUGCAAAAUCGUCCUUUGCCAUUGACUCCUGCGUCCCGGCGCCCGUCUGCAAGAGCAAAACGUACCGAUGGGAUAACCUCGACGGAGUUGUACCCAACACCAAGUACCUUGGAGAUAUCGAACAAGGAGACUGGGUAUCCAGCGGUGAACCGCUAACAAGUAAUGGCAAUCUACUAUUGACCAUGGCUCCGGACACCGUUGGCACACUCAUGGCUAACAACCACUACAUGUGGUACGGCAAAACAACCGCCAAGCUAAAGACUAGCCGCGGAAAAGGUGUUGUGACGGCAUUCAUUCUCCUCUCUGACGUCAAAGAUGAAAUCGACUUCGAAUUUAUCGGUGCCGAUUUGGACACGGCUCAAACCAACUACUACUUUCAAGGAAUUACCGACUAUACCAAUGGAAAAAAUGCAUCCGCUCCCAGUUCCUACGAUACAUUCCACACAUACGAGAUUGACUGGACUCCAGAAUCGAUUACGUGGUCCAUCAAUGGAAAGCCCGUUCGUGUGACGAAGAGGUCGGACACCUUCAACGAGACAUCUAAUCAAUACGCCUAUCCUCAAUCCCCAUCCCGAGUGCAACUCUCGCUCUGGCCCGCUGGGCUUCCAAGCAAUGGCGAAGGCACAAUCAACUGGGCUGGCGGCCUGGUCGACUGGGGCCAUGAAGAUAUCAAGAACCACGGGUAUUAUUAUGCUAUGUUUGACGAAGUAUCGAUUGAGUGCUACGAUCCUCCAAAGGGCGCCAAGAUCGAAGGCAAGAAGUCUUACGUUCUCACCGACCUAAAAGGCACUGAAGAUGCCUUCAAGAUUACCGAUGACGAUACCGCUUUGAAGUCGUUCUUGGGCAACGGCCGUGACAUGGAUAAAGACUACCCAUCUCCCUCUGGAACCCGUAAACCCAGUCAAACCAGCGAUAUUGCUGUCAUUCCUGGUUUGAGCGGUGCUGGGCCCGGCGCCGACGGCACUCGAGGAGAUGAGCCUAGUGAUGGUGGUUCCCCUGGCGGCAAUGGCGGCAAUGGUGGCAGCAAGCCAAACCCGUCGGAUUUCUCUCAAGGUGGUAACGGAGGUGACGAGCAGAGCGGCGCAUCGCCACAAGGCGAGCAGAUGCUAAAAGGAUCGUUGUUCGCAGUCCUUGUGGCUCUUGUCGUGCUCGUUGCUAUGUAA